UGUUGCGUCCGGAUGCCCAAGUGUCACAUUCUCGGCUUAGACGUCUUAAAUUCAUUGCAAUACAUACAGUUGUUAAGUGUGGACUGAAAGUGAAAAUUGUGCGCAUAAUGUUUGAGUUUUCGAAAAUGAUAUUGCUAUUGUUAAUAUGCGUGAGUGGCUUGAUUGGCGGCAGUGAGCAGCACGUCGUGGUGAAGCCAAAUAAAGAACAUGAGAAGGGAAUUGUGCCAUUUUCGACAAGAGCGGCGAACGGCGAUGUAAGCACGCAAAGAAUGAAAAGGAGUUUAUUGGAUCAAAUUUUAUUUGGCCUUUUCGACUAUCUGGAUUACAGUGAUGAAGAUGAGUCUGAAGAAGAUGAAAAAUACUUGAUUUGUCGAAAUUGCACUAUUCUCAUUAGUCACGAUAGACCACCAAUACAAACAACUGUGGCCCCUACAUAUCUACCAACAAUGAGAAGUGAAGAAGUUACAGCUGCUAGCAGCACCACAAAAGCACCUGCCACGCCGAUAGUGCAGCCGAAUGGUGCACCGCCACCGAUGCAAGAGCCUUGAACAGCGUAAUAAAAUAUAUUUUUAUAUUUUUUAUAUGUUUAUAAAUAUAUUUUAUUAUAAUAGUAAGAACUGUGUUAAA
Ceratitis capitata (Mediterranean fruit fly) is the source of this 627-nucleotide messenger RNA. RefSeq lists its product as uncharacterized. The record is from RefSeq and is a predicted model, not a curated record. NCBI's taxonomy places the organism in Eukaryota, Metazoa, Arthropoda, Insecta, Diptera, Tephritidae. Bases 108 to 548 code for a protein of 146 amino acids. The transcript is spliced from 4 exons.